AUGGGUGAUAGAACACUUAAGCAAUUGGCUACUCCUAAUGUUGAUAAUGAGCAGCCCUUGUGUAUUCGUUAUACUAAUCCUGUUGUACCUUUUGAGCUUAAGUCUGGACUAAUACACUUGCUGCCCAAGUUUCAUGGUCUUGCAGGUGAGGAUCCCCACAAACAUCUGAAGGAAUUUCACAUAGUCUGCAGCACUAUGAAGCCAACAGGGGUGGAUGAGGAACAAAUCAAGCUGCGUGCUUUCCCUUUCUCUUUGGACAGUGGAGCUAAGGACUGGUUGUACUACCUGCCAGCUUCCUCCAUUGUAAGCUGGAAUGACAUGGCCAGAUUGUUUCUGGAGAAAUUCUUCCCUUCAUCCAGGGCCACUUCAAUCAGAAAGGAGAUCAGUGGCAUAAGGCAAGCUAAUGGGGAGAACAUGCAUGAGUAUUGGGAGCGAUUUAAAAGGCUUUGUUCAAGCUGCCCACACCAUCAAAUUCCAGACAAUCUCCUGCUUGUUUACUUCUAUGAAGGGAUGCUGCCUAUGGAUAGGAACCUUCUGGAUGCAGCUAGUGGAGGAGUCCUGAGCAAUAAAACACCUAAUGAAGCCAAGGAGCUGAUUGCUGAGAUAGCUGCUAAUGCUCAACAAUUUGGCACUAGAGCCAACAGCAGUGCAAUCUUCCAAGUGCAAACUCCUCCAAUGCAAAAUCCAACAGUAGCAGCAACAGGAGCAUCAAGCACAGAUAACCAGAGAAUGGAGAACAGACUUGAUGAGCUGACAUCAAUGGUGAGGCAGUUGGCAGUGACACAGACUGUGCAACCUUCUGCUCAACAGAUAAGCAACUUGUGUGGCAUCUGCUGUGAUCCUUCUCACCCCACGGAUGCCUGUCCUUCCUUUCAUCAAGACAGCGGUUUCCAAGAUGAUCAGUCUGUUGCUGCAGUUUUUCCUGGAAAGCCACAGUACCAGCAGCAGCAGCAACAAAAUAAUCCAUUCUCCAACACUUACAAUCCUGGCUGGAAGAAUCAUCCCAACCUCAGAUGGAACCAGAAUCAUGGUCCUUCUUUGGAGGACUUAAUGAAACAGAUGGCCAGUGGCAAUCAGCAGUUCCAGCAGAGGACUGAGUCUUCCAUUCAGAAUCUGCAAACACAGAUUGGCCAGCUUGCAACGUCAAUAAAUCAAAAUCAACAUCAAAUGGAGGAGCCAACCCACACUGCUGCUGAGACAUCCAAUGAAGGUGACACUAGCUACAAGAAGCAGAGCACUAAUACAUCGGAUGUCCAUAUCCCUUUGCCAUUUCCUCAGAGAGCCACUCAGUCAAAGAAGCAGUCAGCAAAGGUUCAAGAUAAAGAGAUACUUGACACCUUCCGGAAAGUUGAGGUGAACAUCCCUCUUUUGGAUGCAAUACAGCAGAUUCCGCGAUAUGCCAAGUUUCUAAAGGAGCUGUGCACCAACAAGAGGAGACUGAAGGGAGAUGAGCAGGUUAACCUGAGUCAGAAUGUAUCGGCACUCAUCCAGCCCAUGCCUAAAAAGUGUCAAGAUCCAGGGACAUUUACUAUCCCUUGCGUGAUUGGCAAUUCUAUUUUUCAUGAUUGCAUGCUAGACUUAGGAGCUUCCAUCAAUGUUAUGCCUGCAUCUGUGUUUAAGUCUCUUGGUCUUGGUCCUUUGCGUGCCACUGGUAUUGUGGUUACGUUAGCUAAUAGGAGUAGUAUUCACCCAUCUGGUUUGAUUGAGGAUGUAUUAGUCAGAGUUAAUAAUCUGAUUUUUCCUGCUGAUUUCUACAUUUUAGAAAUGGGGAGUGAGACUGCUACUAAUAGAUCCCCAAUCAUACUUGGUAGGCCUUUCAUGAGGACAGCUAGGACCAAGAUAGAUGUUCAUUCUGGUACUCUUUCCAUGGAAUUUGGUGAUAGCAUUGUGCAUUUUAAUAUAUUUGAUGCCAUGAAACAUCCUAGGGAAGAGCAUUCUGUCUUCUGCAUUGAUGUGAUAGAUGACGCUGUUGAGGAUGUUUCUGCUAAAUUCCUUGCUGAGUUUUCUACUGAUUUUGAUUCUGAUUUCUGUGGUUGUGGUGAUAGUCGAGAGUGCAUUGUAUGUGAUGAAAUAGCAUCUCAUCUUUCUGGUUUCAAUGAUGCACUGAUUGAUGAUUCUGAUUAUGAGUCUACCAGUCAUUGUGGCAAAGAACCUUCUACCUGA
Messenger RNA from Gastrolobium bilobum, 2163 nucleotides. RefSeq lists its product as uncharacterized. The transcript has 4 exons. The coding region runs from base 1 to 2163 and encodes 720 amino acids. The record is from RefSeq and is a predicted model, not a curated record. NCBI's taxonomy places the organism in Eukaryota, Viridiplantae, Streptophyta, Magnoliopsida, Fabales, Fabaceae.